GGCGGCGGCGGUGGCGGUUGUCCCGCCCGGCCGGUUGGUGUGACGGGUCGGCGCGCGCUGCGCAGCGUCGGCGCUUCGUCCAGUCAGGCGGAACCGAGCGGAGGCCGAGGCCGGAGCCCGCGCGGGCGGAGGAGGGCGAAGGCGGCGGCCAGGGCGGCCCGUGGGAGGGAGCGCGGGGCCCCGGCAGCGCCGCCGGCUCCCGGCCCUGCCGGCCUCGUCGGUCGGAGCCGCGGCCAUGGCGGCCAGCGCGAAGCGGAAGCAGGAGGAGAAGCACCUGAAGAUGCUGCGGGACAUGACGGGGCUGCCGCACAACCGCAAGUGCUUCGACUGCGACCAGCGCGGCCCCACCUACGUGAACAUGACGGUCGGCUCGUUCGUGUGCACCUCCUGCUCGGGCAGCCUGAGAGGAUUAAAUCCACCUCACAGGGUGAAAUCUAUCUCUAUGACAACAUUUACUCAACAGGAAAUUGAAUUCCUGCAAAAACAUGGGAAUGAAGUCUGUAAACAGAUAUGGCUAGGAUUAUUUGACGAUAGAUCUUCAGCAAUUCCAGACUUCAGGGAUCCACAAAAAGUGAAAGAGUUCCUACAAGAGAAAUAUGAAAAGAAAAGAUGGUAUGUUCCACCAGAGCAAGCCAAAGUGGUGGCAUCAGUUCAUGCAUCUAUUUCAGGGUCUUCUGCCAGCAGCACAAGCAGCACCCCUGAGGUCAAGCCUCUGAAAUCUCUGCUGGGAGAUUCCGCACCAGCACUGCACUUGAAUAAGGGCACACCUAGUCAGUCCCCAGUUGUAGGUCGCUCUCAAGGGCAGCAGCAGGAGAAGAAGCAGUUUGACCUUUUGAGUGAUCUUGGCUCAGAUAUCUUUGCUGCUCCGGCUCCUCAGUCAACAGCUACAGCCAAUUUUGCUAACUUUGCACAUUUUAACAGUCAUGCAGCUCAGAAUUCUGCAAAUGCAGAUUUUGCAAACUUUGAUGCAUUUGGACAGUCUAGUGGUUCGAGUAAUUUUGGAGGUUUCCCCACAGCAAGUCACUCUCCUUUUCAACCCCAAACUACAGCAUUUAGAGUACUUUCAUCUAGCUGCAGUUUUGGUGAAUUUACUUCAGCUUUUCCUCUCCAGGCUACCCACAGUGGAAGUGCUGGAUCAGUAAAUGCUAAUUUUGCUCAUUUUGAUAACUUCCCCAAAUCCUCCAGUGCUGAUUUUGGAACCUUCAGUACAUCCCAGAGUCACCAGACAGCAUCAACUGUUAGUAAAGUUUCAACAAACAAAGCUGGUUUACAGACAGCAGACAAAUAUGCGGCACUUGCUAAUUUAGACAAUAUCUUCAGUGCUGGGCAAGGAGGUGAUCAAGGGAGUGGUUUUGGGACCACGGGUAAAGCUGCUGUUGGUUCUGUGGUUUCAGUUCCCAGUCACUCAAGUGCAUCUUCAGACAAGUAUGCAGCGCUAGCAGAGUUAGACAGUGUGUUCAGUUCAGCAGCCACGUCCAGUAAUGCAUACACGUCCACGAGUAAUGCUAGCAGCAGUGUUUUUGGAACAGUGCCUGUGGGUGCUUCGGCUCAAACACAACCUGCUUCGAGUGGUCCUGCUCCAUUUGGGGCUACCCCUUCUACGAAUCCAUUUGUCGCUGCUACUGGUCCUUCUGCGGCAUCGUCUACAAACCCAUUUCAGACCAAUGCCAGAGGAGCAACAGGCCUUUCUGGAGCAAUGCAUUCUCAAGUGUUCCCUCACGCUCAUUUUGCGGCAACCUUUGGCACUGCAUCCAUGAGUAUGCCAGCAGGGUUUGGCACUCCUGCGCCGUACAGCCUCCCCACCAGCUUCAGUGGCAGUUUCCAGCAGCCCGCCUUCCCAACCCAAGCAGCUUUCCCUCAGCAGACAGCUUUCUCUCAACAGCCCAAUGGUGCAGGUUUCGCAACAUUUGGACAAACAAAACCAGUGGUAACCCCUUUUGGUCAAGUUGCAGCUGCUGGAGUGUCUAGUAAUCCUUUUAUGACUGGUGCACCUACAGGACAGUUUCCUACAGGAAGCUCAUCAACCAACCCUUUCUUAUAGCCUUAUACAGACACUGUACUGGAACGAACUUUUAUGUGAUCAUUACAUCUCUCCGCCUCUUGCACUGUUGUCUUGUUUCACUGAUCUUAGCUUUAAAAACAAGUGAAGUCUUUAAAAAGCCUGCAUUGUGUAUUAAACACCAGGUAAUACGUGCAAAACAGAGGGCUCAGCAACAACUUUUCACUUGUGAAUUGGCAGAAAAAGGUAGCGGCAUCAUGUAUGUUAAAAAUUGGCUAUUAUUAAGUUAUUGCAGAUCCCACAUUCAUUAUGCUGCAGUACUGUACAUAUUUUUCUUAGAAAUUAGCUAUUUGUGCAUAUCAGUAUUUGUAACUUUAACACAUUGUUAUGUGAGAAAUGUUACUGGGGAAAUAGAUCAGCCACUUUUAAGGUGCUGUCAUAUAUCUUGGAAUGAAUGACAAAAAUCAUUUGAAGCAUUGCUUCUGGAAAGUUCAAAGUCAAAAUCGGAAGGUUUUAUUCAUUCUUGAAUUUUUCCUUCUAAAGAGCUCUUCUAUUUAUACAUGGCUAAAUUCUUUAAGAUGUGGAGGACACCUGUCUGCGGAAUAAAGCUGAUCAUGUUUUGCUACAGUUUGCAGGUGAACAAAAUAAAUAUUAGAAAAUA
Molecule: messenger RNA, 2660 nt
Organism: Phodopus roborovskii (desert hamster)
Lineage: Eukaryota; Metazoa; Chordata; Mammalia; Rodentia; Cricetidae
Gene: Agfg1
Product: ArfGAP with FG repeats 1
Exons: 15
Coding region: 236-2041 (601 amino acids)
Cellular component (GO): cytoplasmic vesicle
Molecular function (GO): GTPase activator activity
Source: RefSeq, a predicted model, not a curated record